Molecule: messenger RNA, 1896 nt
Organism: Cajanus cajan (pigeon pea)
Lineage: Eukaryota; Viridiplantae; Streptophyta; Magnoliopsida; Fabales; Fabaceae
Source: RefSeq, a predicted model, not a curated record
GGUUCCCCUGCACCUGGCUACACCAUCACCUAGUCCCAAAGUGAACCCAUUUGCUUUGCCGAUACUUCCAACAGAGCAGAAACACCAAGGUUUCUCCUAAAACUCCACUCAUCUCUCUUUUUUCUCUUUCUAUUGAUAGAUAUUUCUGGAUCAAUAUCACUGUGUUGCGUUGCGUUGGGCUGCGAAAGAUGUGAGAAUUUGAGAGCCAUUUAAGUUUUUGCUGGUGUUCAUAUUUUGCAGCAACUUCCUUCUUCCAGAUAUUUAGAGGAAAAACGAGGCAAGCUUUUGACUGGGGAAGUUGAUUGAAUGGCAAAAGUUUGUUGGCCAUAUUUUGAUCCAGAGUAUGAGAACUUCAGCAACAGAAUCAACCCUCCAAGGGUCUCUGUGGACAAUGAUAGUUGCCAUGAUUGUACACUGAUCAAGUUUGAUAGUAUCAACAAACCUGGAAUUCUGCUGGAAGUGGUUCAAAUCCUGACAGAUCUUGACUUCAUAAUUACCAAAGCUUACAUAUCUUCUGAUGGUGGAUGGUUUAUGGAUGUAUUUCAUGUCACGGAUCAACAAGGAAAGAAGAUAACGGACAGCCAAACAAUUGACUUCAUUGAAAAGGUUCUAGGACCAAAGGGCCAGAACACAGAAGGAGUGAAGAGUUGGCAAGGAAAAAGGGUUGGAGUGCACUCAAUUGGUGAUCACACAGCCAUUGAGCUCAUUGGUCGAGACCGCCCCGGCCUCUUGUCUGAGAUAUCAGCAGUCCUUGCCAGCCUCCAGUUCAAUGUGAUUGCAGCUGAAGUUUGGACUCACAACAGGAGAAUAGCUUGUGUCCUUUAUGUCAAUGAUGCUACAAACCAAGCCAUGGAUGACUCAAAAAGAUUGUCUAUUAUGGAGGAGCAGCUCAACCACAUCCUACGCGGGUGUCAGGAUGAUGAGAAAGUGGCUAGGACCAGUUUCUCAAUGGGUUUCACUCACAUGGAUCGGAGGCUCCACCAAAUGCUAUUUGCUGAUAGGGACUAUGAAAGUGCUGGAGUAACAACAACAACAGAUGUUGAUUGUGCUCCUUCUUUUAGGCCUAAAAUCAGAAUAGAACGCAUCGUGGAGAAAGGUUACUCGGUGGUUAGUGUGAGAUGCAAAGAUCGGGCAAAAUUAAUGUUCGACAUUGUUUGCACUCUCACUGACAUGCAAUAUGUUGUCUUCCAUGCUACAAUCUCAUCCGAAGGGCUUUAUGCAUCCCAGGAGUACUUUAUACGGCACAUGGAUGGGUGCACGCUUGACACUGAAGGAGAGAAAGAAAGGGUCAUCAAAUGCAUUGAAGCUGCUAUUCAAAGAAGAGUUAGCGAGCUAUCUACUUGUAUUGUUGCGAAUGGUACGACAGAUAUAUGGGGCUAAGUUCCACUCAGAUUGUAUGUGACCAUCAUAUCCACCUAAUCAAUCGGUGACAGUGAUGGUCUUUUCUUUUGUCUUCAAUAGAGCAUUAGAGCUUAAGAACCUAUAUACUCCACGUAAUAUCAUCUCAUCCACAUCCCUAUAACCUUAAAAGUUAAACUAAAUAAAGGGAAAGUUUUCUUUGCUCUGUUUUUAUCAUAUACAAAUUGAGUUUAUGUGACAAAAUGUCACUAUCAGCCAUAUAUGCUAUAACAUCAUACAAUUAAUUAUGCAUCCCUGUUUGAUUUUGUCCAUACAUCUGAUUAUGAGUUUUAUAUGUAUGUAUAUAUACUAGGCGUAAAAUUUACAUCGUCCACCAGUCAGAAUCAGAAUUCCUUAUCAGUAUGAUUUUUAUGUUAUAUCAUGAAUUAAUAACUACAUUCUAUCUAAAAAAUAAAUAAAAAAUCCCAAUUGUGUAAAACAUUUUAUUCUCAUAAAUAGGACCAAUGUGAUAUUUAUAUAAGAUUUCUCUUUCUCAUU